Molecule: messenger RNA, 3273 nt
Organism: Microcebus murinus (gray mouse lemur)
Lineage: Eukaryota; Metazoa; Chordata; Mammalia; Primates; Cheirogaleidae
Source: RefSeq, a predicted model, not a curated record
CGCGGCCGAGGCCGGUGCUGGCGGGGCGGGGCGGGCGCUGCGGAGGCGGAGGAAGAGGGAGCGGGAGCCCUGGGAGGCCCGGCGCCGCCAUGGAACUGGGCCCGGAGCCCCCGCACCGCCGCCGCCUGCUCUUCGCCUGCAGCCCCCCUCCCGCGCCACAGCCGGUCGUGAAGGCGCUGUUUGAUGCGCCUGCCGCCGGGACACAGUCGCCUGUCACCAACCUGACGGUCACCAUGGACCAGCUGCAGGGCCUGGGCAGUGAGUAUGAGCAGCCACUGGAGUUGAAAAACAACAGCAAUCUGCAGAGAAUGGGUUCCUCCGAGUCAACUGAUUCAGGUUUCUGUCUGGAUUCUCCUGGGCCCUUAGAAAGUAAAGAAAACUUUGAAAAUCCCAUGAGGAGAAUAAAUUCCCUACCUCAGAAGCUUUUGGGGUGUAGCCCAGCUCUGAAGAGGAGCCAUUCUGAUUCUCUUGACCAUGACAUCUUUCAGCUCAUUGACCAGGAUGAGAACAAAGAAAAUUUUUCUUCAAAUGAAAGAGAUAGCGGUGAACCAGGGAAUUUCGUUCCUCUUUUUAUGCCCCAGUCACCUGGGACAGCCACUUUGUCUGAUGAGGACGAUGGCUUCUUGGACCUUCUCGAUGGGGACAAUAUGAAGAAUGAUGAGACCCCAUCGUGCAUGGCAAGCCUCUGGACAGCUCCCCUUGUCAUGAGAAGAACUACGAACCUCGGCAACCGAGGCAAGCUGUUUGACUCCCCUUCCCUGUGUAGCACCAGUAUUCGGUCAACACUGAAGAGACCAGAACGAUCUCAAGAGGAGUCGCCACGUGGAAAUACAAAGCGGAGGAAGAGCACGGCUGGGGCCAGCCCUGAAAAGGCAGCUAGUCCAGAGAAGGCCCAGGAGGUUAGUGAGAUUCCACAUCAGUCUUUAUCCCUGGCAUCUUCCCCAAAAGGGACCAUUGAGAACAUUUUGGAUAAUGACCCAAGGGACCUUAUAGGAGACUUCUCCAAGGGUUAUCUCUUUCAUACAGUCACUGGGAAACAUCAGGAUUUAAAAUACAUCUCUCCAGAAAUUAUGGCAUCUGUUCUGAAUGGCAAAUUUGCCAACCUCAUUAAAGAAUUUGUCAUCAUUGACUGCCGAUACCCAUAUGAAUAUGAGGGAGGCCACAUCAAGGGUGCGGUAAACUUGCACAUGGAAGAAGAGGUUGAAGACUUCUUACUCAAGAAGCCCAUUGUACCUACUGAUGGCAAGCGUGUCAUCGUUGUGUUCCACUGCGAGUUUUCUUCUGAGAGAGGUCCCCGCAUGUGCCGGUAUGUGAGAGAGAGAGAUCGGCUUGGUAAUGAAUACCCCAAACUCCACUACCCUGAGCUGUAUGUCCUGAAGGGGGGAUACAAGGAGUUCUUCCUGAAAUGCCAGUCUCACUGUGAGCCUCCCAGCUACCGACCCAUGCACCACGAGGACUUUAAAGAAGACCUCAAGAAGUUCCGCACCAAAAGCCGGACCUGGGCAGGAGAAAAGAGCAAAAGGGAAAUGUACAGUCGUUUGAAGAAGCUCUGAGGGCAGUGGUGCCAGACAACAGCAGCCUGAGCUUCCCUCUGUACACCAUGUCCCCUCUUUGCUGCAGAGAAACUUGAGCAAAGGGGCCAGCUGUGUGACAUUUGGAGAGGAAGCCUGGGACUUCCAUGCCUUAAACCUACCUCCCACACUCCCAAGGUUGGAGCCCAGGGCAUCCUGCUGGCUGUGCCUCUCCUGUCCUUGUAAGACCUCCUUCCCCAUCAGGACUAUCUACCAAGGUUGUCACAUGCCGUGGUGAGGUUCUGAGCACCACGUCAAGCUGUUCUACCCAUAGUGGGAUGAAGCAGCUGGGGCCUUGUUGGGCUCUGGCCUUCUCUUGUGAGGGAAGAGAGAGAGAGAAGGGAAUACAGAGAAGUGACAGAAAGAAAUGCUGCUGGCCAAGUAUCAAAGACAGCCUGGGAAGGAAAGGCCUUUGUGGGAUAAUCCGUAUCUUUAAUUUAUUCAACUUCAUCAAUCACUUUAUUUUAUUUUUGUUUCUUAUUAUUUUUUUUGAACUCUUGAGACUUUUCCUUUACUGCUUUAUUAGGUCAAAAUACUGCCAUUCUAGGUAGGGUUUUAUCAUCCCAGGGACUACCUCGGCUUUUAAUUAAAAAAAAAAGUGGGGGGUGGGGUGAGAAAAGGCAAACCUGCUGCUAUAUAAAGCCAGGAGCUGAGGUACUGGUGGGAGUGGGCACUGGGCUCGGGCUUGGCUACAGAGUAUAAGCUAAACCUCCCAGACCUACCUCCGGCCAUCAAGAUCUAUUUGGGGGGAGGUGUGUCCCUGCUCCUCCUCAUCCCGGUUCCCUGUGAUGUUGGCUGGUAUAGGAGUCAGACUCAGGAAAGCACUUCAGGCAGCUUCCCUUGGGCCACCCCCAAGUUGGUGUUGGAAUGUUACUAGUGGGUUGCCCAGGCUAGGGGGUAGGAAUGGGUGGGCUCUGCAGGAUGAGGGAAGGGCAUAUCCACUGAGUGUCCUCCUUCUAUUAUUGACACUCUAUCUUUAAUUUUAAUUUUUAAAAAAAUAGUCAUUUUAUGAGUCAAGGAGUAUCAAAUCAGUGUUGGAUGGGCCACCCAAGGGUGGGGAGAGGGGCUGGAAGCCGUGCACAUUAGAAGGGAGUGGGUGCUGGCAUAGAGAUGACUGUAUAGAAUGUUUCUCACAAGGGAACAUGGUAGAUUUUGAAGGUAAGACUUUCUGGGUUUAUCAUGUUUGAAUUUGAAGGACAGGGAGUGGUGAAUCAUCACCAGUUGCCCCCUUAUCUAGCCCCAUGGAAGUGGGAGUCUCAAAGGAGCGCCUCAUCCAAGGAGCUAGGGCUGACUGAAUUGAUUAUAGAUAGGCCUGUCGCAGCGCCUGCCCAUCCCCACUCUGCGACACCUGCCUCCUUACCAUCGUUGCUCCAUUGAGGUGUGGCCAGGUUUUUCUUAUAACAAGAGUCAGUCUCCCCUUUUACCUCGGCUUUCUAUUCUGGGGUUGGGGAGGGAAUCAGUGGUAUUGGAGAUGACUAGUUAUGUUCUGGGUUUGAGUUGCAUUUGGCUAGAAAACAAUCUUGUUGGAAAAAGUAUGUUGGGAGAAGGCCUCUUACCCCACACACUGAGACAGAUUCCAGUGGGUCUCUAAUCUUUGUAGGGAUUCUGUCGGUUCAAUGCCUAAAAAGAGAGGUGGGAUGGCCUUCAAAUUGUACCAGCUUAGCUAGCAUUGCAGGCUCUGAAAAUAAAAAUCUUGAACCCA